This is a messenger RNA of Perca flavescens (yellow perch), 2178 nucleotides long. It is a transcript of the gene ctnnbip1, whose product is annotated as catenin, beta interacting protein 1. The transcript is spliced from 4 exons. Gene Ontology annotation, molecular function: beta-catenin binding. Gene Ontology annotation, biological process: negative regulation of Wnt signaling pathway. The record is from RefSeq and is a predicted model, not a curated record. NCBI's taxonomy places the organism in Eukaryota, Metazoa, Chordata, Actinopteri, Perciformes, Percidae. The coding region runs from base 199 to 444 and encodes 81 amino acids. Gene Ontology annotation, cellular component: beta-catenin destruction complex; nucleus; cytosol.
UGUGCCGGUGGCGGCCCCGGUGGCCGGUAACGGUACUGAACAUCCAGCAGGACUCUCGCUCCGUUGAGUCAGUUCGCCGAAGCUCUGCGACUGGAGGGAUGUGACCCCGGAACAGGACGCCCUCCUACAACAACACACCAUAACAGAGCAUAGAAGAAAGAAAAGCUGGACCAGGAGGGAGCCACAGGAGCAGGGGGCAUGAACCGCGAGGAGGCCCCAGGGAAGUCUCCUGAAGACAUGUACAUCCAACAGAAAGUGCGGGUCCUGCUCAUGCUAAAGAAAAUGGGAUCAAAUCUUACGCCCAGUGAAGAGGCUUUUCUCCGGAAUUAUGCAGGUGUGGUCCACAGUCAGAUGAGCCAGCUACCACAGCACAACAUAGACCAGGGUGCAGAGGACGUGGUGAUGGCGUUCUCCCGGUCAGAGACGGAGGAUCGCCGACAGUGACCCUGGCCCCCCCACCCCAAUUCCACCCCACUGCAUCCCUCCCCGCCCCCGUCCCACCCCACACCUGAUCCACAGCAACCCAAACUCCACAAACCUGACACUGAUGAGCUCAGGAGAGGAUGGGCACCCGGGAGGGACAGAAGAGGAGGGGAGAGACACCCGGAGGUGGCUGCCUCGCUCUCUCCCAUCCCUGACUCCUCCUCAUACAAGCUGGCACACCAUUACCUGAGAUGCACUCAAGUGCUUCACUGUGGGUUGAAGCCUCGGCAACAAGGCAGUCAGUGAAAACACUCACAAAUUGUGGGAUGAAUAUCAAAUGUAGUUUUUAUUUUUAUUUUAUUUUUUUUGUCUGGGUGGGUUAGUUUAGUUUUGUAUUAUUUUGUCUGUGUUGAGACUUUAGGCAGUGUUACAUGUUAUAUCUGCUGUGGUCACUGGAGGAGGCGACCAGUCAGCAGCUGAUUGAAGCAAAGAGAAAUAUAGUUUUGGUCAAGCAGCGAGUGUGAUGAUUGGUCGUGUUAGGGGAGAGAUUUCUUUAAUUAUUUCUGCUUACCCUAAUGGGGCUGAAAUUUUUUUUUGAUGUAGCUGUUGUGUUAUAAAAGCUUUUGUAUUCUGUCACACAGGGGGCCUCAUUUCUAAACAUUUUGUGUGUAAAAGAGGAGGCAUGAAAGAUGGGUAUGCCAUCUCCCACGCAGCUGUUGGGAUGUUAUUGGAGAGCAUCAACACGUCCACUGGAACCUGCAUGCUGAAGGCAAAGUAGUGAUAUAAAAUCUAAUGUAUUAGUAACUCCUCUCAGACAAAUCAUUUCACCGAAUAUAAAAUGCUGCUGCAGCGUAGUCUCUCAUUGCCAGACCGAUCUCCACAGCUGGAGUAUGGGCUGGCUACACAGUAUAUCUAUUCUGGGAUGGAGAGUAAGACACUCUGGCUUGUUUGUGUUUCUUUAAACCAAUCACAACCGUCCUGGGCGGCGCUAAGCCCCGCAGCAAUGGUGCCCCAUGCAAAAUAGUUAGCGGAGAUAAUGGAAGGGGAGAGACAUCGGUCAGGCUUAAUCCAAGCAAUGGACAUCCAUUGAGCCAGACUAAGUGCAGUGAGCUCCAAUAUGCUUAUAUGUUUUUUUGGUGUUAUACUUUUAUUUUAGAAUAAUUUGACUUUCUGGUCACGCAGCCCUCACUGCUGCUGUGACCCGCUGAUUGUCUCUUUAUUGGUCAAACUAGAAAUACAAACAAACACCAAACAGUUAAUCUAACUGACUCAAGAUCUCAUUUCUCUUUGAUGUGCCGUCUGACCUUUUGUUCACGUGCAAGUAUUAUCUAAUACUUGCACGUGAACAAAAGGACGUGCUGAUUGAUGUGUGUAUUAACACUCACAACAGACCUGUCAUUAAUCACAUAAGGUUUAAUUAUGGGAGUUAACAGCGCAGGAUGACAAGGCCAGUGACAUGAUCGACGUGUAAAUGAAAAACUGCGUUAAGGUGACUGUAUUUUUUAGUUUUCCUCUCGACAAAUCUACACACAGUUUUAUAAAUGGGGCCCCUGUUGUUGUUCUGCUGCUUUAUUUUGAACCAUUGGCUGUUGAGAGUGCAGCAAUGCUUUUCUCUUGAGGAAAGCGUAAGAAUUAAAGACACUAGUGGACAUAAUCACAUGAAACACAGCUGUAUACACAUUCUCCCCAAACACUGGUUUUGGGUUAUUGUGACUUUUUUUUUUUUUUUUUUUAUUGUACAGAUAGUUGGGAAAA